AUGUCUAAUGAAACUUACGAUUAUAUUUGGAAAGAAGCUCAACUUUUGCUUGAUGAUGUUUUACAAUUUGACACAAAUACACAAAGUGCAAAACCACCGAAAGAUCGUAAAAAAGCACACAAUGUUACAUCUGAAUUGUAUGUUAGAUACAUUGUUGUCUGUAAUAAAUUAGAACUUUGUUAUGAUCAAUUAGUGCAACCACAAAAGAGGAAUUUAAUUAAAAAAUUAUUGGAUUUAACAAUGGGAAGAAUUUUAGAAUUAAAACAUGAACUUGUCGAAAUUGAUCUAUCGGAGCAUAAUUAUUUUGAUGAUAUUUUAAUAAAAUGUCAAGUGACAUCGAAUGAGGUGGAAAUUCAAGUGCCAAAAUAUUUUCGAAGAGAAAGAGAAAAUGAAAUUCAAGAGAGACGAAAAUUUAUAGAAGAUACAUUGAGAAAUAUUGGCACUCUUGAUGAAAUAAUUGAUCCAAAAAGAAUGACAGAGGCUGAAGCUAUACGACUAAUACAAUCACAUGAACGAGCGAGACAGGGGCGAUUGAGAUUUCAAUUUAUGAAAGAAAUUCGAGAAAUGAAAGAUAGAUCAACAUUGAAACAAGAAACUGGAGUAUCUAAAGAGGAAAGUGACGUGGCUGCAGCUUUGAGGAUUCAAAAAAUUUGGAGGGGUUACACAACCAGAAGACAAAUACGAAAGCGAAGAAUUGAAGAAAUGUUGCUUUUGGGAAUGGUGCAACCUAGUCAAGAAAUAACGGACAACGCCAGACAAGCCGAAAAAAUUGUACAAUACAGAUAUGAAAGACAAUACGAAUAUAAAGAACAAUUCGAAAUACUUACAAAAGAAUGGAAAGAAGCAAUACAAAAAGAAAAGAGUGCUCUUAUGGAAGAAAAUAUCCGACAAGAAAUUCGAAAUUGGGUUAAUUCCUAUUUUCAACAAACUGGUAAAAUUCCUGAACUUCCAUCAGCUGAGAGUGGAGGUUCGAGGAUGAUUUUUAGUAGACAGGGAACCGAGAGCACAAUAAGUAAAUCCACAGCCGGCUCUUCAAAAGAAUCAAAAAGAUCAAAAAAAUCGAAAACAAAAAAAGAAACUGAACCUGAUCGAUCUGAAGAUGAAUCGGAAUCAGGCAUAAGGCAUUUCCCAUCGAAUUUUCUGCCCCAACUUGUUCAGACUAAUGAGAUUUACCUGGAAACUUGGAAAGAUAAAGACGAGUCUAUGAAUCAAGCUCAAGGGCCAUAUAUUGAUAUGAUACAGACUGAAAAAACAAGAGAGGUCGAAGAUGAAGUGAGACUUGUUGUUGACCAUACUCUUAGAGGUGAUAUUGAAGCAUUACAAGCAGCAUUGGAUAGAGAUAGAGGUUUUAAGGGAAGACGAUCAAAAAAGACACAAAAACGAAUUCGACGUAGUGGAAAGAAAAAUAAAAAAAAGAAAGAAAAAGAUCUCACUCCCGAUAGAACACUAGAAUCACUUUUUGAAGAAUUAUUAGUUAAUGGAAUUAUUAAAUUUUAUCCAGAAGUAAAACUUGCUAAUUUUAAAGGAGAAAAAUCUUUUUCUAAUCAUGAACUUCGUGAUAAAGAUAAGGAUCCUUUACCAACUUUAGGAGAUAUAAGACAAUUGAUAAUAGAAUAUUGCAUUUUACCACUUGGAAAUGAAAUUGUAAGGGAACAUACACCAUUAGUGAGAUCGGUUUUAAUAGCAGGUCCUCAUGGAAGUGGUAAAAAAAUGAUAGUUAAUGCAAUUUGUACUGAAUUGGGAGCUACUUUGUUCGAUAUAACACCAGCUAAUAUUGCUGGUAAAUAUCCAGGAAAAACAGGCCUAAUUAUGUUGUUACACUUGCUAUCCAAGGAAAGUGUUUCAAAAUUACUUCAACCAUCCGUUAUUUUUAUGGAUGGGGCGGAGAAGCCUUUUGUCAAAAAAGUACCAAAAUCAGAUAAAACUGAUCCAAAAAGAUUAAAAAAAGAUUUAUCGAAAUUAGUGAAAAAUAUAACUAAUGAAGAUCGGGUAAUACUAAUUGGGACUUCCAGUUCACCAUGGGAAGGAGAUCAAAAACUCUUGUAUCAAACAUAUGAUAAAGUUAUUUUUUUUCCUAGACCUGAUUAUGGUUCAAUGUCAUUAAUUUGGAAGGAGCUUCUUUACAAAUACGCUGGAAUCAGUAGACAAUUUGAUACUUCAGGAAUGGCAAAAGUUUGUGAUGGUUUUACAAUUGGAACCGUGCUUUCAUCAAUAAAUGAGGUAAUGACUACAAAGCGAAUGGUACAGCUAAGAGUACAUCCUUUAACUCAUGGUGAACUAGUGAAUUCCCUCAGUUCAAGAGAUCCAGUUUAUAAAGAAGAAGAAGAAGCUUUUCUGACAUGGUUUUCAAAAACGCCAACGUGUAAAAAAAGACAACGUAUGAUUGAACUUGAACUUGAAAAAUUAGAAGAAGCAAAUGAGAAAAAAAGAAAAGGAAAAAAGAAAUAAGUCAGUUAUAUUGGAAAGAAGAUAUAUAUCAUGAAACGAGUGCAUUGAACAUAUUAAUUCUAUUGUUCAUUAAGAAAUGCAAAACAAAUUGUAAUUUAUGUAAAUUCUA
Molecule: messenger RNA, 2557 nt
Organism: Leptopilina boulardi
Lineage: Eukaryota; Metazoa; Arthropoda; Insecta; Hymenoptera; Figitidae
Product: dynein regulatory complex protein 11
Exons: 11
Coding region: 1-2448 (815 amino acids)
Molecular function (GO): protein binding; ATP binding; ATP hydrolysis activity
Source: RefSeq, a predicted model, not a curated record